CACAGACGCACACUGCACCAAUCUGAAGAGACGACAUGAGCAUGACAAACUCUAACAACACGCAGCAGGAUCUUAUGAAACUAGACCUUCAGUGCAAGAAGAACAACACAGAACAUCACACACAUGAGAUCACGACUGAACGACUCAUCGUCCGGAGAGGGAAACCUUUCAGAUUGACCCUCAGCGUGGAGCAUCCACAUCUCGACCACAUCGAGCUGACUGUGGAAACAGGUCCCGAUGCGUCUGAAGAGAAGGGUACCCGCUCAUCAUUUGGCAAUAAACAUCCCCAGGUUAACAACUCUGGAAAAUCCUGGAGCCUUCAAGUGUUAGACAGCACACCUUUGACUGCCACCCUGUCUGUUCUCUGCCCGUCAAACGCCAGCAUCGGUCUGUAUUCACUGUUUGUGAAAACUGGCUCGUCGGACGUGGCGGCACGUGUGGGCACGUUAACGGUGCUCUUUAACCCGUGGUGCGAUGAAGAUUGGGUGUUCCUGGCCAAUGACGCAGAGAGACAGGAGUAUGUUAUGAAUGAACAGGGAAUCGUGUACAAGGGAGUCAAUGAAUACGUCACAUCUGAAGCCUGGGACUUCGGGCAGUUUGAAGAUGAUAUUUUGGACAUCUGUCUGAAGCUCUUGGAUUUGAACCCAAAGUGUGUAAAGAACCCACAGGAGGAUUAUUCAGCGCGCUGUAACCCCAUUUACAUCAGUCGAGUGAUCAGCGCUAUGAUAAACUCUGAUGAUGAUGAUAAAGGUGUGAUAGUGGGUAAGUGGGAAAGUACGUUUAUUGGAGGCGUCGAGCCGAGUCACUGGACCAGCAGUGUGGACAUCUUAAGAAGGUGGAUGAAGUACGACUGUUACCCCGUCAAAUUUGGACAGUGUUGGGUGUUUGCUGCAGUGAUGUGCACAGUGUUGAGAUGUCUGGGGAUUCCUUGUCGUGUUAUCACCAACUAUCAAUCAGCCCAUGACACCGAGCUAAACCUCAUUAUUGAUGAAUACUACGGUGAUUACGGCGUGACUCCCAAACAAAGCCUUGACACGGUUUGGAACUACCACGUGUGGGUGGAGGGCUGGAUGAGACGUCCUGAUCUCACUGAAGACUCGUUCUACGACGGCUGGCAAGUCCUGGACCCAACGCCACAGGAGAAAAGUACAGAUGUUUACUGCUGUGGUCCGGCUCCGGUGACGGCCAUCCGCGAGGGACACACCGAUAUCAAAUACGAUUUGCAGUUUGUGUUCGGAGAGGUCAAUGCUGAUAAAGUCUCGUGGCUGGUUAUGGCCAACGGCUCCAAGAAGAGGAUUCAGUCAAACACCAAAGCUGUUGGACAGUCUAUCAGCACUAAAGCUGUAGGCAGCAACAAAAGACAAGACAUCACGGAAAACUACAAGUACACUGAGGGUUCUGAGAAGGAGCGAGUUGCGUACGAAGAGGCCGUGAAGAGAGCCAAUGACGUGAGGAUGAUCGAAGCUCCUCCUCGUCCAAAAGUAGAGAUGAAGAUCAGCCUAGAUGGGAAACCACUGAACGGCGUGGAUAUUCAAGCACACCUCACUUUAACCACAGACAGUCCUAAAACACAGGAGCUGACGCUGAGGAUGAACGCUCAGAUCAUGAGAUACACCAACAGCCCGGAGGCCGGAGUCUGGAGUGACACCAGAGACAUCCAGCUGCAACCCAAGAAAGAGCAUGUCAUUCCCAUCUUAAUCCCGUUUGCCACAUACGGACCAAAACUUCUGAACAACAACUGCAUCAAAGUGUCAGUGAUCGCAACAGAUAAGAAGGAUUCUAAAGAUGUGUACCUGGUGGAGAAAGACAUCGUCCCGCACAGCCCUCCACUUCAUUUAGUUGUGAGUGGGACUCCACUUCUGAACGGUGAGAUGACAGCAGAAGUGACGUUUGAAAACCCCCUGUCUGCAUCUCUGAAUAACUGCUCCAUCACUCUGACAGGCAGCGGACUGCUCAGACAAACCGAAGAGAUCAAGAUCGCUGAGCUCGGUCCGGGUCAGAAAGCUACGCUAAAGGUGCAGUUCAGACCCAACAGAGCCGGACCAAAGAAACUGGUGGCCUGCUUUGACAGCUCGACUUUCAAAGACAUCAGAAACAGAGUUGAUGUGAACGUCAGACCCUCCUCGUCACGCCUGGGAUAUCUCGCUUUUGGAAAAUAGAAGGGCUUACAGUG
Triplophysa rosa is the source of this 2173-nucleotide messenger RNA. RefSeq names its product transglutaminase 8 (gene tgm8). Gene Ontology annotation, molecular function: protein-glutamine gamma-glutamyltransferase activity. The record is from RefSeq and is a predicted model, not a curated record. The coding region runs from base 36 to 2159 and encodes 707 amino acids. Gene Ontology annotation, biological process: peptide cross-linking. The transcript is spliced from 13 exons. NCBI's taxonomy places the organism in Eukaryota, Metazoa, Chordata, Actinopteri, Cypriniformes, Nemacheilidae.